Messenger RNA from Suillus plorans, 786 nucleotides. RefSeq lists its product as uncharacterized. The transcript is spliced from 7 exons. Gene Ontology annotation, molecular function: transmembrane monodehydroascorbate reductase activity. Bases 1 to 786 code for a protein of 261 amino acids. NCBI's taxonomy places the organism in Eukaryota, Fungi, Basidiomycota, Agaricomycetes, Boletales, Suillaceae. The record is from RefSeq and is a predicted model, not a curated record.
AUGCCAGAGCAUACUUCCGACGAAUUGACAGAAUCUGAAGAACAGUACAGACUCCUGGACACCAGCGGUGAACCAGAAACCUCAGCGGAGCAUCUGCCUUUCCCCACACCAACCAUGGGCUCUGACAGCGCUAACAAAUCCGAGGAACGCCGGGGGGAUAAACUGGCUGCAUAUGGAGCACUCGCUUCCAUGCUGAUCUUCGUAUGCGUCACUUGGUUCAUCGUGUUCACCAACAACCCUACAUCAGCGGGGUGGUUCCCCGUCCACCCGCUUCUCCAGAGCUUAGGUAUCGGCUGCUUCACCUAUGGGAUCCUGACACUCCAACCAACUGCGCACCCCAAAACUAAAGCAGCUGGUUUUCAACGACACCAGAAAACGAUGCUUGCCGUUGGCUUCCCUUGUAUCGCCUUGGGGACCCUAGCAAUCGAGAUCCACAAAUUCAGUGAAGGACAUCGACAUUUCGCGACGUGGCAUGGGACCCUCGGACUCGUUUCCGUCGGGUGGCUUGUGGGACAAGUGAUCCUUGGCGGCGGAAGCGUGUGGUAUGGAGGUGCAGCGUUUGGGGGCGGUAUGAAGGCCAAGAUGUUAUGGAAAUACCACAGGCUGUCUGGCUAUGUCUUAUUCCCCCUUCUCUUGAUGACUGCUUAUCUUGGAGGCGCGUGGUCUACUUGGGCGACCUCCCAUAGCCAGUCAGUGGUGCGGUUUGUCGGGUAUACUGUUGCGCCGAUAGUUGCAAUUCUAGCUAUCUAUGCGCGUGUCAGAACAUCCAAAAUGAAAUUCUUCUGA